CUGGCUGGGGAUUUAGUUUAUCUCAGUGUUUAUUAUCGUCGAAUUCAUAGAAAAUGGAAUUUUUAAUUGGUAUUGAAGGGGAUGGGUUUGUUUUAGUUGCUUCUGACAGAACAUCAGCAAGAAGCGUUUUUGUUAUGAAACAUGAUCAAGACAAAAUGUUUAAGUUAAGUGAAAAAAUUGCAAUGUUGGUGGUUGGUGAUUCCGGUGACACUGUUUCAUUUGCAGAAUUUAUUCAAAAGAAUCUCCAACUCUACAAAAUGAGAAAUGGUUAUGAACUUUCACCGCAUGCAGCAGCUAACUUCACCCGCAAGCAACUUGCAGAUGCUCUUAGAACCCGUUCGGCAUAUCAAGUGAAUUUAUUGAUGGCAGGUGUCGAUGAUACAGAAGGCCCAUCAUUAUACUACAUAGAUUAUCUGGCAUCACUCAAUAAGGUACCCUUCGCAGCACAUGGCUACGGCUCAUUCUUCUCCCUCAGUGUAUUAGACAGAUAUUACAAGAAAGGUCUCUCAAAAGAUGAAGCAGUUGACCUUCUGCAGAAAGCCCUCCUUGAAGUUCAGAAGAGGUUCAUUGUCAAUCUACCAUCAUUCCAGGUUCGAAUCAUUGAUAAGGACGGAAUACAUGAUCUACCCACAAUGCCCCUUCAGAGUUCUUAGGGGCUAAAGUUUUCUACCAACUUGUCAGAUUUUAAAUAUUAUCUUCUGCCAACGAUGCAUUAAUUAGUGGUAGAUAUCCCCACUUUCUACCCAAUGCAAUUUUGAUAGAAGAAGGUACUCUAUAGUUGUCCAGCAGUAUUGAAGAGAACAUACAUGCAGCUCUUCUUAUACUCACUCAAUUGUAAUUGUUUUACCAACAAUUGAGUUGAUAAUUACAUCUACCAAAAUGCAUCAUAGUGAAUGCUGUUUCUACUACAUUCUACUAUUUUGCUUUAACAGAAAAAUGUAAUAAUUCAUUACCAGAUUGUGUACACUAACAACUCUGCAGAUACUUGUCAGUUUGUGAAUAACUUCUAGAAUUUAUUGUUUUAUCAUCAAGUUUGUUACAGGUAUACAAAAUUGUUAGAAUAUACUGUACACUUCACAGUGUAAGUUUAGGAUUAUUAUCUACAUAAUAGGAAUGAAAUAAUGUCCGGAACCAUAUGGAAAUCAGAUGGAAUAUAAUUCUGUAUUUGUUUUCUGUUAUUAAAAGCACAGAUAUUUA
This is a messenger RNA of Anneissia japonica, 1197 nucleotides long. RefSeq names its product proteasome subunit beta type-2-like. The record is from RefSeq and is a predicted model, not a curated record. Gene Ontology annotation, molecular function: peptidase activity. Gene Ontology annotation, biological process: proteasomal protein catabolic process. The transcript has 5 exons. Lineage: Eukaryota; Metazoa; Echinodermata; Crinoidea; Comatulida; Comatulidae. The coding region runs from base 54 to 653 and encodes 199 amino acids. Gene Ontology annotation, cellular component: nucleus; cytosol; proteasome core complex.